AUGGGUAAAUGGUCGCCCGCCUACUAUGAUGACUUGCUCCACAUGAAGUUUCGGUCUUUAACAUACAAUUCCGUGGAUAAAUUACGCAAAUUAAAAGUCGAAGAUGACCUCGUGGAUUCUCACCCGGAGUUCAGGAUAACACAUGAGCAAUUCAUUCAGGCACUGGAUGUCACAGACCCCUUUACACAACAGAUCAUUGAGAUACUGGUAAAGGAAAUAGCCACCCGCCGCCACACUAGAACGAACCGCGCCAAUACACGGUCAACGGCUACAUGCUCUGCCCGAACGGCCAAUGCACUGUUUAAUCUUUGGGAAUCAUGUCGGGGGGCACCACCUUCUCAUUUGCCAAGAAGAAGCGAAUUCGUAUUUGGCUCGCAUGUGUGGGAUGGUGAUAGUGAAACAGAGGAUGUGGGCAUGGACGAACUUACUCCAGAGCCGGAACCGCUUAUAGUUGGCGGUCAAGCCCCGGUUACACUGGGAUCCCGUAUCGGCAGCAGCCUGCGCGAUGCUGGAUCUUCCUCGUCAUCAACCUGGUCAUCAUGGAGACCAUUAGAUGUGGUCUUCUCCCCUCCCAAUCGACCAUUAGAAAUACCUUCUCCGCCGCCCCCUCCUGCGCCUUCAACCCGCCCACAUAGUAGUCUGUUGUCUCUUGUGUCAGCUCGUAAUCCUGUCACCAGGCCAUCAUCAAUACGCCGCCCAGCUUCUGCAAACAGCGUUACCUACUUCCGCCCGCGCCAUCGCACUGCAGACUUUGAGGCCCAAACACAGCGCUUGCGUGAUCGCGCCAGAACCAGAGACUUAUUAGGUUACGCUAGUGGAUCAAAUACUACCAAUGGAAAUAACUCUUCAAUGACGAACCAGGUGCCUCCUGAAAGCUUUGCUCGGCGCGAAGGCGGUCCCAGAAGUGACGGUGGGCCAUUAGAAACGCAGUCUUCAGCUUUAUCUCCAGAGCUCCCACCAGCCCCAAUGCCUGCACAUGCUCAUCCCCAUUCGAGUGGCCCUUCGCACAAUACUCUACGACGUGUGACGAGUGAAUUGUCAUCAUUAGAUAGGUCAAUGGAAGCACAUCGGCGAGAACUUACGGCUGCACGCGAGGACUUUGCUGCUCGUUUCAGGCGCGGGGUAUCGACAUUUACACCGAUCUAUCGUCGUUCAGAGUCCCCGAUCUCAAUGACUGGACCAUCGUCAUCGAGCGCGGGUGCGAGUGUGAUACAUCCUCAGCCAAGAGAAUCUCUACGCGCUGCGUUGUGGGGGACCGGCCCGGGAGACGAGGAGGGUCUCCCGACGCCGCGGUCCCUCACACCCGAAUCGGGCGAGCGGGGACCCACUGCAUAA
Rhizoctonia solani is the source of this 1335-nucleotide messenger RNA. RefSeq lists its product as uncharacterized. The transcript has 5 exons. Lineage: Eukaryota; Fungi; Basidiomycota; Agaricomycetes; Cantharellales; Ceratobasidiaceae. The record is from RefSeq and is a predicted model, not a curated record. Bases 1 to 1335 code for a protein of 444 amino acids.